CCUCAAAUCCCCAUUUCAACCCCACCCUGGCACCCUGCGCUUAAUUCUGAUUGUACGUCUUGAACCCUGUGGAUCCAUCAUUCCACUUUUUUGAUUUCAAAGCAUCCCGACAGCUUGAGCUGUAGUUAUUACGUAUUGUUAGCAAAGCUAUAAAAACCUCAAGAUGCCCCUCCUUGUUACCCCUCAUUGUAUUGACCUCGUUUGAAAGCUUGUGAGCAACACUUACGUACCUUUAAGAGAAUGGCUCCCCCUAAGGUCUUCCUCACCGGUGCCACCGGUUACAUCGGCGGAGAUGUCUUUUACGCCGUGCACCAAGCACACCCCGACUGGAAAUACUCCCUUUUGGUUCGGAGCAAGGACAAGGCAGCCCAGGUUACUAGCAAAUACCCCAAUGUGAGGAUCGUGCUGGGAGAUCUUGACUCGUCCGACAUUAUUGAGGAGGAGGUCAAGAACGCCGAUAUCGUACUCCAUUGUGCCGACUGUGACCAUGUAGCGUCGGCCGAGGCAAUCGCAAAGGGUGCCGCCCACCACACUUCUGAGAAGCCGGUGUGGGUGAUCCACACCUCUGGCACUGGAAUUCUGACUGUUGAGGAUUUCCGCACCAACACCUGGGGCUUUUACCGUUCUAAGGAGCACAACGACUGGGAAGGCGUUGAUGAACUCCUUAACCUCCCCGACGACUCUUUCCACCGCAAUGUUGACAAGAUCAUCAUCGAGGCUAGCCAGCGGAACCCCGAAAGUGUGAAGACCGCCAUCGUCUGCCCUCCCACUAUCUACGGUCCCGGCCGUGGACCGGGCAACCAGAAGAGCGUUCAGGCAUACUGGCUUGCCGCUGCUGUGUUGAAGAGAAAGAAGGGAUUCUUGGUUGGCGAAGGCAAGAACAUCUGGCAUCAGGUCCACGUCCAGGACCUCAGUGACGUAUAUGGUGCUUUGGCAGACGCUGCCGCCGCCGGUGGUGGAAAGGCCACCUGGAACGAUAAGGGCUACUAUCUUGCCGAGAACGGACAAUUUGUCUGGGGCGACAUCCAGCGUGAAGUGGCUAGAGUCGCCUAUGAGAAGAAGCUGAUUCCAUCUCCUGAUGUUGAAUCUCUGUCGGAUGCGCAAGUCUCAGAGCUGAAUGAGUUCGGGCUGUAUGCUUGGGGAAGCAGCUCUAGAGGCCAUGCACUCCGUGCCAGAAAGUUGUUUGGAUGGUCCCCGAGCAAGCCUAGUCUGAAGGAGCUUAUUCCUGAGAUCGUGGACAUUGAGGCUAAGAACUUGGGUUUGCUGUAGAGCACGGCGCAAGAUUGUAAUGUUACUAGCGUAUAAUGAUGGAAUGAAUUCACUAACGAUUCCCGGGUG
Aspergillus caelatus is the source of this 1338-nucleotide messenger RNA. RefSeq names its product putative nucleoside-diphosphate-sugar epimerase. The record is from RefSeq and is a predicted model, not a curated record. The transcript has 3 exons. NCBI's taxonomy places the organism in Eukaryota, Fungi, Ascomycota, Eurotiomycetes, Eurotiales, Aspergillaceae. The coding region runs from base 241 to 1269 and encodes 342 amino acids.